UUUGAAAUAUAACGUUUGUUGUUCACAAGUUGUUCACGCAAUAAAAAUAUAAAAAAGUGGAUUAUUUACAUUUAAGGCUAGAUAAAACGAUUUGCAAGCAACAAUGAACCAAUUAAAUGAAAUAACUGAUAAUGCUUUUAUUCCGUUCUUACACAGUUUAGGUGUAGAGACGUAUAAGAAAUCCUUUGAAUGGAUGUUGAACGAUCCUGAUUUUUCUGACGUUUUGAGGUGGAUGUAUAAGAAUUUAGAUGCAAAUAAUGCACUAAGUGCCCGUGAAGAAUGCAGAUAUUUAGAACUCGAAAGAAACGGUAUGCUUAUGCCCAUAGAAGAAUUAGAGAAAACAGUAAUAGAAAUUCAGCAGGAAUAUGAAGGAAUUUGCUUACCAGGGAAUUUGGAUGUUAUUGAAGACACUCAGUUGGAUAUAAAAAUGCAAAAAGAACGAUUGGAUUUAUUGGAGAAACAGGAAGAAGCAAUUAAAGAUAUGAUUAGGCACAAUGAGUCCACAAAAGAGUCUUUACACAAGGACACAACAAAACUGCGAGCGGCUGAACAGCAAUGCUCUGAAGAUGGAGCCACCCUGGCGCAGGACUGCCUGCGACUUGCUGAGGAAGUGGAGAGCAUUACAAGUGAAGUCAUGGAUACCGUCAGAGAAGCGCUGGAUGUGUAUGGCAAUUGUUAUGAGGAUAAGGAAAUAUCUAAAAGAUUCCUUGCAUAUGGUCCCUUCGAACCUUACCGUCAAUCACAAGCACUGUUUAGGUCACAUUUUGAUCUAUAUGUCACUAAAAAACUGAAACGUAGUGAUAUUAUAAAGGAGGAAGAUUUACGCUCGGCUCAUUUUCUUGAGGCUAAGAAUAUGGAGAAUAGGUUAUUAGAUGCUAUAUUAGCGUAUGUGGAAACAAAAGCGGAGUUAUGUGGAGAACAAGCGAAAUUAGCCCUUGUUGCUAAUUACAAUAAUGUCCAUCCCAGUCAAAUUACAGUAUACGCAAUGGAAGCACAAAGCGCAAUAGAUUUGCUUGAACAAGAAGAAUCAAUUUUGGACCAGCAGUUGCAGGACGCGGCCAAACAGCUGGUGGACAGACGGACAAACUUAGCCGAUGAGACCACCGCUAAAUCUGCGUUGGCUGUUAGAUUACAAAUCCAGUCAGAUCUAAAGUACCUCCACACUAUAACGCAGCAAGCGCUAUCACUAGAUAGACUCUUAUACUGUGCGUUGCGAAGGGAACUCGGUUCUAUAGAGGAGUUGCUGCACUUUGCCGCUCAUCUCAGAUGCUUUGUGAUGCAGGAGGAGGAUGCUGUGAUUAGCAGGAUUCAAUCAAUGAACGACAUUUGUACAGAGCAAGAACAAACAGACAGACAAAUAGCGUUAUCGGAUACACUCUUAAACUCUCUAUGUUCAAUACUAGGAGUUGAGAAAGAUGCAGCCGUUUUGGUUAAAGCUUAUUGUGAUUUGAAGAAAAGUGUAUAUGAGAUUAAUGAUAAUAUUAUAGAUGCUUUGGUGAGGAAGGAAAGUGAUUUACAGCACUUCAAGAAGCAACAAGCAACACUAAGCCGCUACAUAUGGGACGGUUGCAGCAAGCAAGCGAACAGCUGCAACACGCAUGUCGCUAGUAUGGUGCACGCUUUGGUGCAAGAGUUGGUGCAAGUGGACACUAAUGUUGUAGCGACUAGUGGACAGUUUAUUUCUGUUAAGAACGGGGAUAAGCAUAAUCUUCGGAAACUGUGGCAAUGGUUCCUGACCGAUCCGGCUAAACUGAUGGCAGCUAUGAGAAAUGUUAGGAGUUACAAGUGAACUAAGAUACUUUUGUAGUUAUUUC
Colias croceus (clouded yellow) is the source of this 1814-nucleotide messenger RNA. RefSeq names its product augmin complex subunit dgt3 (gene dgt3). Bases 104 to 1789 code for a protein of 561 amino acids. The transcript is spliced from 10 exons. The record is from RefSeq and is a predicted model, not a curated record. NCBI's taxonomy places the organism in Eukaryota, Metazoa, Arthropoda, Insecta, Lepidoptera, Pieridae.